AAGAUGAGGAUAAUUUGCAGACAGCUUGUCUUGUUGUUUUCUGGCUUUUGGGGACUAGCAAUGGGAGCCUUUCCUAGCAGUGUGCAAAUAGGUGGUCUCUUCAUCAGGAACACAGAUCAGGAAUAUACUGCUUUUCGAUUAGCAAUUUUUCUUCAUAACACCAGCCCCAAUGCAUCUGAAGCACCUUUUAAUUUGGUUCCUCAUGUAGACAACAUUGAAACAGCUAACAGCUUCGCUGUAACAAAUGCCUUUUGCUCCCAGUAUUCUAGAGGAGUUUUCGCCAUUUUUGGACUAUAUGAUAAGAGAUCAGUACAUACCUUGACCUCAUUCUGCAGCGCCUUGCACAUCUCCCUCAUCACGCCGAGUUUCCCCACGGAGGGUGAGAGUCAGUUUGUGCUACAGCUGCGGCCAUCUCUGCGGGGAGCCCUCUUGAGCUUGCUGGAUCAUUAUGAAUGGAACCGCUUUGUCUUCCUGUAUGACACAGAUCGAGGUUAUUCAAUACUUCAAGCUAUUAUGGAAAAAGCGGGACAAAAUAGCUGGCAAGUCAGUGCCAUCUGCGUGGAGAAUUUUAAUGAUGCCAGCUACAGGCGGCUUUUAGAAGACCUGGAUCGAAGGCAAGAAAAGAAAUUUGUAAUAGACUGUGAAAUAGAGAGGCUUCAGAAUCUUUUAGAACAGAUUGUGAGCGUGGGAAAACAUGUUAAAGGAUACCAUUAUAUUGUUGCCAACCUGGGAUUCAAAGAUAUUUCUCUGGAGAGAUUUAUGCAUGGAGGAGCCAAUGUGACUGGAUUUCAGCUAGUAGAUUUCAGUACCCCAAUGGUAACUAAGCUGAUGCAACGCUGGAAGAAGCUGGACCAGAGAGAAUACCCAGGAUCCGAGACCCCACCAAAGUAUACAUCUGCAUUAACAUAUGAUGGAGUACUUGUGAUGGCUGAAACUUUCCGUAAUCUUAGAAGACAGAAAAUUGAUAUUUCAAGGAGAGGAAAUGCUGGUGAUUGUCUUGCUAACCCUGCAGCCCCAUGGGGUCAAGGAAUUGAUAUGGAGAGGACAUUAAAACAGGUUCGAAUACAAGGAUUGACAGGAAACGUUCAGUUUGACCACUAUGGUCGCAGAGUCAACUACACCAUGGAUGUCUUUGAGCUGAAGAACACGGGCCCUCGGAAGGUCGGUUACUGGAACGACAUGGAUAAAUUAGUUUUGAUUCAGCAUGAACCUACACUUGGAAAUGACACUUCGGCCAUUGAGAACAGAACAGUAGUUGUCACUACAAUUUUGGAAGCCCCAUAUGUUAUGUUCAAGAAAAACCAUGAUACGUUUGAAGGGAAUGACAAGUUUGAAGGAUACUGUGUAGAUCUGGCGUCAGAAAUUGCAAAACAUAUUGGUAUCAAGUACAAAAUUGCCAUUGUUCCUGAUGGAAAAUAUGGAGCAAGGGAUCCAGAGACAAAAAUCUGGAAUGGGAUGGUGGGAGAACUUGUUUAUGGGAAAGCAGAGAUUGCUGUUGCGCCUCUGACCAUCACUUUGGUACGAGAAGAGGUCAUUGAUUUUUCUAAGCCUUUUAUGAGUUUGGGGAUAUCCAUUAUGAUCAAAAAGCCCCAGAAAUCUAAACCAGGAGUGUUUUCCUUCUUGGACCCUUUGGCGUAUGAGAUCUGGAUGUGCAUAGUCUUUGCCUACAUUGGUGUCAGUGUGGUCCUGUUCCUAGUUAGCAGGUUUAGCCCUUAUGAGUGGCACACAGAAGAACCAGAGGAUGGGAAAGAAGGACCCAGUGACCAGCCUCCCAAUGAGUUUGGCAUAUUCAACAGCCUCUGGUUUUCCCUGGGUGCCUUUAUGCAACAAGGAUGUGAUAUUUCCCCAAGAUCCCUCUCAGGUCGCAUUGUUGGAGGUGUCUGGUGGUUCUUCACGCUCAUCAUUAUUUCAUCCUACACUGCUAACCUCGCUGCUUUCUUGACUGUUGAGCGAAUGGUCUCGCCCAUAGAAAGUGCAGAAGACCUUGCCAAACAAACUGAAAUUGCUUAUGGGACACUGGACUCAGGGUCAACCAAAGAGUUCUUCAGAAGAUCAAAAAUAGCAGUGUAUGAAAAGAUGUGGACCUACAUGAAAUCAGCAGAGCCAUCAGUGUUCACUAGGACUACUGCAGAGGGAGUAGCUCGUGUCCGCAAAUCCAAGGGCAAGUUUGCCUUCCUGCUGGAGUCCACCAUGAAUGAAUACAUUGAGCAACGAAAGCCAUGUGACACCAUGAAAGUGGGAGGAAAUCUGGAUUCGAAAGGCUAUGGCGUAGCCACACCGAAGGGUUCUCCAUUAAGAACUCCUGUAAACCUUGCCGUUUUGAAACUCAGUGAGGCAGGCGUCUUAGACAAGCUGAAAAACAAAUGGUGGUACGAUAAAGGUGAAUGUGGACCCAAGGACUCUGGAAGUAAGGACAAGACGAGUGCCUUGAGUCUCAGCAACGUUGCUGGAGUCUUCUACAUUCUGGUUGGAGGCUUGGGCUUGGCAAUGCUGGUGGCUUUGAUAGAGUUCUGUUACAAGUCCAGGGCAGAGGCGAAACGAAUGAAGCUUACCUUUUCUGAAGCCAUAAGAAACAAAGCCAGAUUAUCCAUCACAGGGAGUGUGGGAGAAAACGGACGCGUAUUGACUCCCGACUGCCCGAAGGCCGUGCAUACUGGAACUGCAAUUAGACAAAGUUCAGGAUUGGCUGUCAUUGCAUCGGACCUACCAUAA
Gavia stellata (red-throated loon) is the source of this 2712-nucleotide messenger RNA. RefSeq names its product glutamate ionotropic receptor AMPA type subunit 4 (gene GRIA4). The transcript is spliced from 16 exons. Gene Ontology annotation, biological process: modulation of chemical synaptic transmission; monoatomic ion transport; synaptic transmission, glutamatergic. The coding region runs from base 4 to 2712 and encodes 902 amino acids. The record is from RefSeq and is a predicted model, not a curated record. Gene Ontology annotation, cellular component: plasma membrane; AMPA glutamate receptor complex; postsynaptic membrane. NCBI's taxonomy places the organism in Eukaryota, Metazoa, Chordata, Aves, Gaviiformes, Gaviidae. Gene Ontology annotation, molecular function: transmitter-gated monoatomic ion channel activity involved in regulation of postsynaptic membrane potential; AMPA glutamate receptor activity.